Messenger RNA from Gongylonema pulchrum, 2250 nucleotides. Lineage: Eukaryota; Metazoa; Nematoda; Chromadorea; Rhabditida; Gongylonematidae. The record is from the annotation of a GenBank genome assembly.
AUGGAUAUGAUCAGCCGUGAAGAUGAAAAUCGUGCGCGCGAAAUCACACUUGAAUACCUGAAUUUCUUGGAUGAUUCGGGAGCUGAAAAAGUGUACAUGCAAAAAUUCGAGGAAAUGAUCAAAGAUAAUGGCUCACGUGUUGUUAUCAAUUUGGUCGAUCUUCGCAAGAAGCUUCCGGAACGUGCCUUUAGUUUACUAAAGAAUUUCGUCCCUGAAAUAUUGUGUUUGCAACAAGCUGCAAAGGAUUACGUAAGCCGAUUGGAUCCUCAGUAUGGCAAAAGUUGCGAUGUCAGUGUUGGGUUCGAAGGGACUUUUGGUGAUCGACACGUCAACCCCAGAACGCUGAAAUCCUAUUUCCUGGGCAAUAUGGUCUGCUGCGAGGGCAUCGUCACUAAAUGCUCUGCAUUGCGGCCAAAAGUGAUUCGCAGCGUCCACUAUUGUCCGGCGACCAAGAAGACAUUCGAGCGACGUUACACCGAUUUGACAUCUUAUGAAGCUUUCCCCUCAAGCAAUGUUUACCCAACCGAAGAUGAAAAUAAAAAUCCAUUGGAAACGGAAUACGGCCUGUGCACAUAUCGCGAUCAUCAAACGUUUUCAAUGCAGGAAUUGCCGGAAGAUGCGCCGCCAGGGCAACUUCCACGUACGGUGGAUAUUGUGGCGGACGAUGAUUUGGCGGACAGUUGCAAGCCUGGAGAUCGUGUCCGUGUGAUUGGUCUGUACCGAUGUUUACCGAACAAGCAGAACGGCUAUUCCAGUGGCAGUUUUAGAUCUAUAAUAAUCUCGAACAAUGUGCAGCUGUUGAGUAAGGAGAUGCAACCAAAUUUUUUGCCAGCGGAUAUCAAAAAUAUCCGAAAAAUGAGCCGGCAAAGGAAUAUCUUCGAUCUUUUGGCGCGAUCGUUGGCUCCAUCAAUCUGUGGACAUGAUGAGGUGAAAAAAGCGAUACUGUGUCUGUUACUUGGUGGAAAUGAGAAAGUACUCCAAAAUGGCUCACAUAUUCGAGGUGAUAUCAAUAUACUUCUGAUCGGUGAUCCAUCGGUUGCAAAAAGUCAGUUGUUAAGAUACGUGCUCCAUACAGCACCACGCGCGAUUGCUACAACUGGACGCGGUUCAAGUGGCGUUGGUUUGACAGCAGCUGUUACAACAGAUAUUGAUACUGGCGAACGGCGCCUGGAAGCUGGUGCAAUGGUUCUGGCAGAUCGUGGGAUUAUGUCCGAUAUUGAUCGUACAGCGAUACACGAAGUUAUGGAGCAAGGAAGAGAUUCGCUUCUGUCACGUUUCGACCUCAUUUUUGUACUUAUGGAUGAGCACGAUGCGGAACGUGAUAACAAAGUUGCUGAGCACAUCCUGAAACUUCACCAGUACCGCACGCCCGGAGAAGCAGAUGGUGCCGUUUUACCAAUGGGAACUGCUGUUGAAUCACUCACCUCUUUCGAUGCCGACGAGGAAGUUACGAUGACUGAAGUAUGCGAGAAAAACAAGGAUUGGUGUGCCGUCAAGGAAAGGUUUGUCUUUGGCAUUCCCAAGUUAACCGAAGCAGCCUCUUCCUACAUAAGUGAAUGCUACGCCGAACUGCGCUCAUUCGAUACGUCUAAAACAGACCGAGAACGUACAAUGCCAGUAACGGUAAGACAGCUGGAAACACUGAUACGUCUGGCAACAGCAAUGGCUAAAGCACGUUUGGGAAAAAAUGUGGAACGAUCGGAUGCACGAAAGGCAUUCCAGCUGUUGCAUUAUGCAUGUUUCAAAGAAAAGCCAAAGGAACGGCUGGAGCUGGAGGAAAAACGAGGCCGCAGAGCACGAGGAAGUGACAGUGAGGAGAGUGAUGAGGACGAGGAAGCAGAAGAUUUAGAGGUUUUUUCUUUCUUUUUUUUUAUUCUGAUUUUUAGGCGUGGUGACGAUACACAAAUAUCUGGUGUGGCUGCCUCUGAUGCAACAACUGCACGUCUUGGUGAAGAAAGCAUGGAUGUGGAUUUUGACGAAUCGCUUCCUGGUCCAAGCGCAAAACGACCACGCCGAGAAACACCGUCGAUAAAUAUUGACCGGUAUAAGACAUUCCGCAGAUAUCUGAGAAAAGCAUUCGAUGAUCUCGGUAAUCCAGAUGAUAUGAUCGAUUUAUCCGUUAUCCGUGAUGCAAUCCAGGCGCAAGCCGGACGACUUUUGUUCAGUGAAAGUGAAUUUGAAGCAGCAUUUGAGCAAGCGACAUCCGAAAAUAUUGCAAUGAUUGCUGAUAAUCGAAUCACAUUGAUAUAA